AUGAAACAUGGAUCCUAUCAACGAUUAAGAAAGAUUUCACUGUGGUCUCGUUAUGUAACUUUGUUUCUUUUACUUAUUUCUACGGCAGCUACUUGGCUCAAUCUUUUCACGAUCAACAAGACUUUGUGUCUUGACACUGAUAAUGAUGAUGAUGCUGGUAUCAGAGCUUCAACCAUUUGCACAAGCUUUUCUGGACUCAAAAGAGGCACAAAUAGUGCUUCACGUGACGAUUAUGCUUUGGUAGAAUGGGGUCCAAAGGAUGGAUUCGUUUAUGCAGUCAUCUCUUUUGCAUAUGUACUUAUAAUGGCUGCCGAUUUUUACUUUAAAGAUAAAAAGAAAAACCUAUUCAAACAACAACAAAAACUAGAACAACAAGAACAACCAUUACAACAACUACAACAACAACAAGACAGAGAAACACUCAUUUCACAUAACCCAGAUCACGAUUUAUAA
This is a messenger RNA of Cavenderia fasciculata, 453 nucleotides long. RefSeq lists its product as uncharacterized. The record is from RefSeq and is a predicted model, not a curated record. The transcript has a single exon. Bases 1 to 453 code for a protein of 150 amino acids. Lineage: Eukaryota; Evosea; Eumycetozoa; Acytosteliales; Cavenderiaceae.